AUGAUAAAUCCAGAGGUUCCCGCAGACAAAACGCGACUCUGGAACUUUUUGACUUCACUUUCUGCUUACAAACACAAAAUCACGUGUAUAUCGGAACAAGAUCAUCGCUCCUCAUUGACACCAACCAAAAAUAAUUCGGAAACCAGCUGGUUCAUCUUUAUCAUUCAAAACUUUUAUUGCACCUUACGUUGUUCACUUCCUUUCAAAAUGUCCGACAGGGAAUUUUCAAUGAGCAAGGCCCCAAUUCCCACUGUCGACUACGAUAUAUCCUUAAACCCUAAGUCAUCAGCAUCAUCAUGCAAGAAGUACGCCCACUACCAAAAAUUAGAGGUUAGCCCUUCGUCUCAGCAGUUGAAUUCAUCAAUUACUUCGAAAGCUUCUUACUUUCGGUGCAAUGAAUCAGAUUAUCACUAUAGUGACUUAGACUUAACCUGUAUUCCAUUCCCAUCUUCAUAUCAUAGGUCACUUUAUUUGCAUAAGAGAAACACGUUGUGGACGGAGGCUAUAACCAUUCCUCAGCGAAUAUCAAGUCUAGCCUUCGGGUCAUCAUUGAAGAACAUGGAGAAAGUGUGUUCGACUUCGCGGUAUCUUUCAGCUUCACCCGAGACUUCGGAUUGGUCAAGAUCCUCGUCUAGACUCAACCUCAGUGGCAAGCGUCUCGAACAUGUGCAGAAAGUGCUGGAAGAUAUCCGAACAUGGCAUAAAGAGGUUUCUAUGUCAAUUUCGAGAUCACGUUCUGCAACACACCAAGAUUUCCACCUGAACAAUUUUGACACAGUUCCAACAAAACAUCAUAAACAACAGAGCCACCAUAUUAUUGGCGCCUUUAAGGAUCCUCUACUACAAAACCCUUCGUGGACUCAAGUCUUCAAUGGGGACUAUACAACUUCUCGAAGGUAUACUUCUAGGUCACUUUGUCCUGAGUCUAAUCGUUCUACACUCUGGAAAAUCGAUCCCAUUCCCUCCAGUAUCUACAAAUCGAAGCGGAUGAACACUGGGAUCAAAAGAAGUCCUAGGCCAGUCCCUAGUCCGAGAACAUCGAGCCUUGGUGCCACCAUGCUUCCAAGGCGGAGGAAUGCUAUCCGAGGUCGGAUUCUUCCAAAGCCAGUUUCCAUUAUUUAUCCAACAACGAAACAGCAUUCAUAUCAACCACAGGUAACAGGGGAUGGCCCCUGCAAUCCAGACCUUGAUCGUUGCUUUGGUUCCUGUUCGGAUGGUGAAAGUUCCUUCGCCGAUACUCAAGAUAAUGGUACAAUCGAUGGCACCGAUUCUUUUCCGACAGUCUCUGCACAGACAGAACUCAUGUUCCACGCACGAGAUCGGCCAGAUAUAGAUAUAGGCGGUCAAGAUCACAAGGACAGAAUUCCUCAUAGCGGUACCGUCGUUAGGCUUUCCGCAAGACAUUCAAGUCUGCAAGCUAGCGAGUCAAUCUUUAAAGCGCCUUCUUUACGAGAGAAUGAAGAAGAGAAGGCUAGACGGCAUAUUGCAUUUGUACAUUCGGCGUUGCGAAAUUUAGUACCAUUUGAGAUCUCAGAUUACCUCUACAGAGUUUCGCAAUUGUCAGAAACUUGUAAUAAUUCUGGAGAGACUCUCUUAAACAGCUUCUCGGACAUGGCACCGCCAUAUGUCAGGUCAAAUCCAACUUUCCAGUCUUCUGGGGCCCUUGGGCAGGAUAGGAAUUCCGAUCCUGGGUUUGGUUUCUCAUUCAAAAGAACCUCAAAUGAACAUUCUCGUCUGGAUAUAAUCGAUGGCCCGGCAACUGUUCAAAAGAUAGUAACCGAAAUUCUUCCUGCCAGCUCAGGUCUAGCCUUUGGCAAAGAUGCCCGCGAUCUCCUAAUCGAAUGCUGUGUCGAAUUCAUUACGCUCAUCUCGUCCGAAGCGAAUGAAAUUUCCGAAAAGGAAAGCAAGAAAACUAUCGCGUGUGAACAUAUUACCAAGGCCUUGGAACAACUGGGCUUUAGCGAGUAUGUCAAGGAUAUUGUGGAUGUAGCAAGUGAGCACAAGGAACAAUUGAAGGGAAGAGAAAAGAAAGCAAAUAAACUCGAACAAUCGGGUCUUACAGCAGAACAAUUAUUGGCGAUGCAGGAAGAAGCAUUUAGAGAUGCGGCGCAACGUCAUGGUUGAUCUUGUGUUGUUUCUUCUUUUUUCUAGUCUCUUCGCUCAGAUCAGGUUCAAUUUCGAACUGCUAGGGAUGGGUUGGGGAGUUUUUCGGUCUGCAUGCAUGGCUGGUUUGUGGGCGUUUCAGGAGGAUGGGCAAAUGGGGAUGGGAGGGGAUUUAUCUUUCUUACUUUCAUGUUCGUGGAGUGGAUGGAGGUGAAGAAGGGGCAGAUUGGAAGUGAUUUGCUAUUGGUAAUAAGAAAGUGGUAGUGAAGAUGGGUUAGACAGAUUGAGGCUGUUGCAGGUGGUGGCUUACUUGUUCUUAUGCAACAUUGCGCGAAACCAAUAACGUUGAUGAAACAUGAAUUUUGUGUUUCAACCUUGAGUAUUUGCGAUGCAUUGCUCAUGAGAAUAUGUGAUUUAUAAUUUGCUUGGCUUGACGAAAAAGCUGAACACUUAUCUAAAGUUUGAUAUGAGUUUCUUUGUGGACUACCAGCUAAGCUCACACCGGCUCUUCAUUCGCAGCGGUCACACAAUCAGUCGCGGGUUAUGUCAUAGGAGUCCAUGAAACUAAUACCAUACUUUGCUAUUCUCUGACAUUUUGUGCAUAUCCAACAAAUUUUUCAAGGAAUCUGAAGUGCAGUAUCACCAUUCCCUCGUCACAUACUUGUUAGCUAACAACCGCUUAUUUUAGCAUAUCUACAAUAAGAAUUUUCGAUUUUCAGACAAGUACUUGAGUUAUGGGAGUGGAAGUAAAAAAGUUGCUUUUGCGUAGUGGCCAUUGAAUAUUAAUGUAUACCCCAAAAAAAACUUGACCGAGUAAAGGAGGAAUAAUUCGUAUGGCUAACAUGUCAUCCUCGCUAAAGGCGUCUGGAAUGAGAAUGGGCAAUACAUGUUGGUUCCUUGGUUUCCACUCAUUAGCAAAAGAGCUAUCAGCUUGCUGAGUUGUGUAUUAUGAGUCUGUGGGACGAGAGGGAGAGGAUCAAUUGAGAUAUGAUGCAGUUUUAACUUUAAACAUUGGUCUGAUCGUAUCCGUUGGUUUUUCGAUGCGAUUUGUUUGUUGUUCUAGCUGAGGUUACUAGUUGUGGUUGGUAUUUGAAUGUCAUCAGAUUGGGC
Messenger RNA from Botrytis byssoidea, 3213 nucleotides. RefSeq lists its product as uncharacterized. Gene Ontology annotation, biological process: chromatin remodeling; positive regulation of transcription by RNA polymerase II; RNA polymerase II preinitiation complex assembly. Gene Ontology annotation, molecular function: TBP-class protein binding; core promoter sequence-specific DNA binding; general transcription initiation factor activity. The transcript has 4 exons. Gene Ontology annotation, cellular component: negative cofactor 2 complex. The record is from RefSeq and is a predicted model, not a curated record. The coding region runs from base 1 to 2124 and encodes 707 amino acids. Lineage: Eukaryota; Fungi; Ascomycota; Leotiomycetes; Helotiales; Sclerotiniaceae.